Gryllus bimaculatus (two-spotted cricket) is the source of this 633-nucleotide messenger RNA. The record is from the annotation of a GenBank genome assembly. NCBI's taxonomy places the organism in Eukaryota, Metazoa, Arthropoda, Insecta, Orthoptera, Gryllidae.
AUGCGUCCCGCGAGCACACGUACGGCGCGCCGGGGUGGGGCGCGCCGCCGAGCGGCCGGGGAUGGGCGCGGGGCGGCGGCGGGCGGCGGCGGCGGCGGUGGAGGCAGCGGCGGCGCGGCGGCGGCGGCGGCAGCGGCGGAGGCCGGGUGGGGGCCCGCCGGCCGUGGAGAGGGGGACCCCACGCUCUCGCCGCCGCCACACCGCCGCCCCCAUCGCCGCGCCGCGCCGCGCCACCGCCGCCGUCGCCGCGCUCAGACGAGCGCUCGCUAUGCGCAUCGCGUCCUGGUGAGAAGUCCGCAGCCGUCAGAGAACGCCGGCGAAGCAGAAGCAGCAGCAGCAGCCGUUAGUCAUAGCAGCAGCCCCGCCGGCGGCAGCAGCCCGAGCCGAAGAAGGCGCAGCAGACGCGGCCGCAAUCGCAGAGCAGCAGCAGCAGCGCGAGCCCUGAGCAGCGCCGCGCGCCCGCACGAGGCCCGCGGCCCAGCUCUGGCGGCCGAUCUAGCGGCGAGGGAGGAAGAAGAAGGCGGAGGCGAAGGAGGAGGCGAGGGCGAGGAGUUUCGCAGCACCACUACGACGCCGAGGCCGCGGGGGGCCGCGCAGGCACCGCCAAAACGCGGCAGAAGGCGAAGCACGUGA